UCCCGGGGUAGGACAGUCAAAAUGUUUAGUGCCAUAGGCACCAGAUACAUGCACAAGGGACCCCGAUAGGCAGCGUGUGUCAGGGAAAAGGGAGACAGGUGUGGGCAUGCACAUGCGUGUUACUGGCCACGAGUUUGUGGACUUGGAGGCAAAAUUUUUGUUUUGGUUCCUAGGGUAAAUUUUCCAUUCAACAUUUUCCUCUUCUGUUUAGUUCUAGUUUUUUUUUUAUUACAAAACUUUGAAUAGAAAAAGUGCAGUGCAACACCUUUGAACGGACUGAGAGGCCAGCAGCGACAGCAGAUGGAUCCGGUGGCCAACAGCUGUGCGCGGAACCCCCACCCCCCAGCCCCGGUCUGGGGCUGCCUCCGAAACACCCACUCGGAAGGUAGCAGCGCUUCAGGGCUGUCCCAUUAUCCACCAACCCCGUUUUCCUUCCACCAAAAAUCAGAUUUCCCAGCGACAGCAGCAUACCCCGACUUCUCUGCUUCCUGCCUGGCCGCUACUCCACACAGCCUGCCCCGGGCCGAGCGCAUCUUCAAUGAGCAACAUCCUGCCUUCCCACAGACCCCUGACUGGCACUUCCCCAUCUCUGAAGCUGGGCAAAGGCUCAACCCAGGCCCAGCUGGGAGCGCCAGAGAGAUGGGGGCCGGCAGCCCAGGCCUGGUGGAGGGCACGGGAGGAUCCGGCGAGGACUACAUGGUACUUGGGAGCACUGCCAGUGAGCCGGAGAAGAAAUCCUCGAGAAGGAAAAAAGAACGAUCAGACAACCAGGACAAUGGAGGAAAACCGGAAGGCAGCAGCAAGGCCCGGAAGGAAAGGACCGCCUUCACCAAGGAGCAGCUGCGGGAGCUAGAGGCCGAGUUCGCCCACCAUAACUACCUGACCAGGCUGCGUAGAUACGAGAUCGCAGUCAACCUGGACCUUUCAGAGCGGCAGGUCAAAGUGUGGUUCCAGAACCGGAGAAUGAAGUGGAAACGUGUGAAGGGGGGUCAGCCUGUGUCCCCUCAUGAGCAGGACCCAGAGGAUGGAGACUCAGCAGCGUCUCCAACUUCAGAGUGAGAUGCUCCAAAGACCAAACCCCAGGAGAGACUGAACCCCUUUCCUCCUCCCUCCACCCAGUCCCACCAUCACCUCUUCUGAACCAAUCCAGAGAAGCCUCCAUGUCUCAUGUUCUCUUCGAUGUGAAAUUACCCAGCAUGUGGGAACCUUGAAUUCCCCAGAAGUUGCAACCCCUUCCCCGGGGCUUCAGCUUCCCACACUCUCUUGAACGUCACUGAACCUCCUGGUCUAGGGAAAUCUAGGCACAGCAUCUAGGAUACUCUUUUUCUGGAUCUCUUGGCUGCUACCUCCUGCCAUCCUCCUCCUACAUCAAGGUCUCCUCUGGGUCUAGCCCCCACCUGGCUUGUGCAGAAUUCCUUCCUUGGUACCAGCUGGUGACUUGUGAAGGAAUAACUCUCUCCAGAUGUUCACACCAUUGAGCUGAAGGCUAGAAAGCAGCCCCUGAAUCUAAGGAUGCAGAGGAUAACACAAGAGCUGAUGGACAAGGACUGACCUAGACAUGUGGACCUCUGGAGGAGAAAGUCUUCAGCCUGCAGCCUCCUGUGCUCUCUAAGGACUCUGAGUACAAAUGAGGACAGGAAAGCAGCCCCUCUUCCUCCAUGGGAUGCCUCUUGGCCUAUCCUGCGUGUUUCCUAAGUCUGUUUUGUGAGAAUUCGCAGGUUCACACACAUGCGCAGCUCAGACUUCAAACCCAACUUCUAAGGAUGCUCCUUCGAGGAUUGGUGGGCAAAGAGCCUUGGGCAACAGCAGCCUUGGAAGAGACCCCUGUGUGCCUCAGUAUUAGAUGCUGGGUCUCCCAAUCCCUGCUGAUGUUACAGAAGGAGGUCAGCAAGUAUUUUAAUUUCUUGCAUGUAGAUUUGAUCAUGAGUGUUGAAAAAUAAUCCCAGUUACCCCCACACACACAAGACAAAGCUAUGGAAAAUGAUUGUCAAAUGGGAUAACAGGUUAGAGCAUGUAUCAUUUUUCCCAUAAAGUAUACUUCCUGUUUUUUUCUUUCUAGGAUUACAUCAAGCUAAUUGUGCAAGGUCAAUUAACUUUGUAAGAAAACUCUCAGAGAAAUAAAUCAACAAAAAAAUG
Molecule: messenger RNA, 2136 nt
Organism: Mesocricetus auratus (golden hamster)
Lineage: Eukaryota; Metazoa; Chordata; Mammalia; Rodentia; Cricetidae
Gene: Meox1
Product: mesenchyme homeobox 1
Exons: 3
Coding region: 301-1059 (252 amino acids)
Biological process (GO): positive regulation of transcription by RNA polymerase II
Cellular component (GO): nucleus
Molecular function (GO): DNA-binding transcription factor activity, RNA polymerase II-specific; RNA polymerase II cis-regulatory region sequence-specific DNA binding
Source: RefSeq, a predicted model, not a curated record